AAUGCUUGGAGCCCAUAUGGAGGUUACAGCACUGACGGCUAUGCAAACAGAUGAAGGAGGUUUAUCUAAUGUGAACAGUCUGUCUGGAGGGCACUUCAUCCUGAUAGCUGUGAAUGUUGGUGUGACAGAGAAGGAGACAUCCUCUCCACCAGCAGCAGGGGAAUGCCGUGAAGCUGAUUCAGCUCUGCAAUCAGAGCAACCUUAUGACAGAAACGACAAAGCCAGCCACAGCCAGAUGGGAACAUUUAAAUCAUGACUUCCCACAGAACUGGACGGUGUGAGUUUGCUGCCUGCAGCAUGUCAAUAUCCUGUUUGUGGCUCAGAUCAGAGAAGAUAAAGCUGUGCAGCGGACUGAUAUAGCAGAGAGAGAGAGAGAGAGAGAGAGAGAGAGAGAGAGAGAGAGAGAGAGAGAGAGAGAGAGAGAGAGAGAGAUUGUUAUUUAUGAAGUUUAAAACUGCAGCUCGUCAAGUAUCGAUCAAUCUGACUGCUCGUGCGUCACCCUGCCUGUUGCUGCUGCCGGAGGAGGCUGCGCAUUCACACUCACAUGCAACAGGCAGACUGUCCAGUUGUUUGUUUUAUCACCAGAAGGUCCUAAUGCAGACAGAGCCAGUGGAAGAGGAGUGUUUACCUUGUGCGUAAUGGCGCCGGUGCGCAAACCCUCUCCUGCAUCUCCAGCGUUGCGCCUCAGCAGAUAAACCACCCCAGCGCUAGAAUUCUUCACUCUGUUGGGACAGAAGCAGAAGAGGAUGGCAGCUGUGCUCAACGGAUCCAACAUCACGUCGAACUACACCAACCAGUUCGUCCAGCCACCAUGGCGCGUGGCGCUCUGGUCGGUCGCCUAUAGCUUCGUGCUGACGGUGGCCGUGUUUGGAAACCUCAUCGUGAUAUGGAUCAUUCUUGCCCACAAGCGCAUGCGGACGGUGACCAAUUACUUUUUGCUGAACUUGGCCUUCUCAGACGCGUCCAUGGCCGCGUUCAACACCCUGAUCAACUUUAUCUACGCCGCUCACGGGGAGUGGUACUUCGGGAAAGCCUACUGCAAGUUUCACAACUUCUUUCCCGUCACGUCCGUGUUUGCGAGCAUCUAUUCCAUGACUGCAAUAGCUUUGGACAGAUACAUGGCCAUCAUCCACCCUCUGAAGCCUCGCCUCUCAGCAAAGGUCACCACGGGGGUCAUCGUCUGUAUCUGGAGCCUGGCAGUGAUUUUGGCGUUUCCUCUGUGUUAUUUCUCCACCACCCGAGCUCUACAACGCAGGACCGUCUGCUACGUGGCCUGGCCUCGCAUGGCCAACGACCCCUUCAUGUAUCACAUCAUGGUUACAGCUCUGGUUUAUGUGCUGCCCCUUGUGGUGAUGGGCAUCACCUACACCAUCGUGGGAGUAACGCUGUGGGGCGGAGAGAUUCCCGGAGAUUCAUCUGAUAAUUAUCACGGACAGCUCAGGGCAAAAAGGAAGGUGGUAAAGAUGAUGAUCAUCGUGGUGGUGACCUUUGCCCUCUGCUGGCUGCCGUACCACGUCUACUUCAUUGCGACGGGGCUCAACAAGCGUCUGGUCAAGUGGAAGUACAUCCAGCAGGUGUACCUGUCGGUGCUGUGGCUGUCGAUGAGCUCCACCAUGUACAACCCCAUCAUCUACUGCUGCCUCAACAGCCGGUUUCGGGCUGGUUUCAAAAGGGCUUUUCGCUGGUGCCCAUUCAUCAAGGUGUCCACCUAUGAUGAGCUGGAGUUACGGUCUACACGGCUGCACCCAACACGUCAGAGCAGCAUGUAUACGCUGACACGAAUGGAUACCACAAUGGUUGUGGUGCACGACCCCGUGGAGGGGAACGGCGGUGCUGGAGCAAGGAAGCACUCUCUGCCUACGAGGAAGAGGAGUUACAUCUCCUCUUGCCACACAGAAAUCACUGGCUCCAAUGACAACGGAGCAAAGGUGCAAAACGGAGUUGCACCAAAAGCUGAACUUGAGGAAUUCUCUUGAAGAUUAAAUUUCCCCUAAAUGUUUUACUGUAAAUGAUUCUUAAGACAUGCAUCAUACUUUCUAAAUACUAGCCAUAGUCAUGGUGACUGUAGAUAUACAAUGAAUUUCUUGUGCAUGAUGUACAAACCAAAAAUCUGGCCACAAAGUUGAUCUAAAAGGACCUAGUUCGGAUUAUUCCGGUAUGACAGAGUUUACAACUGUGGAAACUGUGAGCUGACUGUGAUCCAGAGAAUGGGGUGUGCAUUUGUCUGCCCUGUGGCCAUGAAUCGGAGUCUUCAAUGGAAUCGCUGCUGAUUGAACUCUGUCUGGCCUCAUGUGUGGACUGGACUUUGACUUUCAGUUAUGUAACUAUUGUACAAAAUAUGUCCCGCUGGCUGGAAAAAAACCAGAGGAGAUGUCCAGUGUUCAUUUACAGCUCAUCCAAGGCUGAAGCAUAUUCUCACUCAACACCAACUAACCAGUUUUACUUUUUCAAAAACAAAAUGCUUCUUUAGUAUAUAUACUUUUAUUGGGUUAACUGUCCAGAAGUAUGACAGCAUUGGGUUACCGUUGCUGUUUUUAGGCCAGUUUUUCUGUCGUAAUUUAGUUUGAUUCACUUCAUUUGUGCAAAUUUCAUACUGGUUUGGUCAAUAACUUUUUUCACGUGAGCAAACACACAUGCACAUUUUUGUUCAUAGGAAAGCAUUUCUAUCUAUACAAAUAAUGUAUAAAGUUAAGGGUUUCUAUAAACGCAUCUUAUUGAGAGAUUAGAUGUUUUUUUUAUUUUAUCAGUCUCAUUAAGAAAACAAAAAUGGCAAGUCAUCCCAUCUCAUGUCUUAUGGUUCCUUAAAUAGAUGUAAAUUAACCCUUUACAAUGUAAAUAUUAUUGUUUGGCCACGACCGAUAGACAGAGCUCAGUUAAUGGGCCAAACGUAUGGUUUCUUUUUAAACGGUCCUCACAUGCAAUUGGACAACGUUAGGACCUAUCAGAGCAACGAAUAACGUAACAUAUUUAUCGCCACAGUAAUCAGUCCGCCAUACACUGUCGAAGAAGAAGCUAAUGCAAUAUUUUUCUAAAUAAAUGACUUAAGUACCUCUAUCUGCUCAUGUCUCAAAGAAAAGCCCAAAUCUGAACUGUUCAAAGUUGAUGCCAAAGCCGUUUCAAAGAGCGCAGCUUCUGAACCGGCACCAUCUUUGAAGUUUUUCCCUGAUCUGGUGUUAAGCCUGUCUAACAAAUGUAGAGCGCUACGAUCAUCGACAUAAAUAUACGAUUAGCAAGACACAAAGCUGCCCGGGGCAACUGACCUGCAGAGCAAAAUCUUUUGCUGCUUCUACGGCAGGUCUAGCGCUCUUGGCUAACAAUAUCAACAAAGAUGUCCAAGUGAGGUCAUGCUGAAUUCAUUAAAGUAGAGAUCACUGCAUAAACACAGUCUACCAGAUAGGGUUGGGGUUCAUACCCAAACUAAUGAGUUGUUCUUGCCGACCAAGAAUCUUUAAAUCUGGGAACACGUGACUUCC
Nothobranchius furzeri (turquoise killifish) is the source of this 3473-nucleotide messenger RNA. It is a transcript of the gene tacr3a, whose product is annotated as tachykinin receptor 3a. Gene Ontology annotation, molecular function: tachykinin receptor activity. Gene Ontology annotation, biological process: positive regulation of flagellated sperm motility; G protein-coupled receptor signaling pathway. Gene Ontology annotation, cellular component: sperm midpiece; plasma membrane. The record is from RefSeq and is a predicted model, not a curated record. Lineage: Eukaryota; Metazoa; Chordata; Actinopteri; Cyprinodontiformes; Nothobranchiidae.